Molecule: messenger RNA, 2880 nt
Organism: Anastrepha ludens (Mexican fruit fly)
Lineage: Eukaryota; Metazoa; Arthropoda; Insecta; Diptera; Tephritidae
Exons: 2
Coding region: 29-1669 (546 amino acids)
Biological process (GO): regulation of transcription by RNA polymerase II
Cellular component (GO): nucleus
Molecular function (GO): DNA binding; protein binding
Source: RefSeq, a predicted model, not a curated record
UUCUCAUUUCAUUUUCAGACCGUAGCACAUGGAAUUAGCGAAAUUUUGUCGAACCAUAGAAUUUUCAGAGAUUUUGACGUUCCUAAAUCCAGAUUAUACUGAAAUUAAAACACAACAAACAAACUCGGCGACUCCGACUAUAAUGAAUCAUUUGAAAUGGAUGGGCCAUUCGGCAACAAUUUUCGAUAUACAAAGAAAUCUCCGCAACGAUCCACAAAGCUGUGAAGUGACUUUGGCGGCCAAAGGACACUCAGUGCGAGCGCAUCGGUUUGUUCUCUCGUCGUGUUCAGACCUGCUCCGCAAUCUACUAGUGGACGUACCGAUGGGACAAGAAGCUACAAUUGUUGUGCCUGACAUUAAAGGUUCGCUUUUGGAGAGUGUAUUGGCUUUUAUUUACGUUGGUGAAACUAGCCUCACCUCAACAAAUCUUUCUGAAUUUUUGGAAGCCAUUAACACCUUGGGCAUCAAAUCUGCCAUAAGUUUCGAAUGCAACAAUGCUACACUGUCCGGUGGAGUCGCGACAACAACAGUGCCAGUAAAAUCUUUGAGCGAUAUACAAAUUGCACAAGAAGAGCUAAUCGAACAGCAAGAAAAUAUUGCUGUAGAGAAAAUCGAGACUCAAAAUGUUAUACAACAUGAAAGAGAAUUGGAAUUUUUGGAUGUCUAUAAUGAUGCUCAACACAGUAAAAUCACCUAUUCCAUCGAACACAUGCCGGUUUCCAGCACUGCAAAUGAGUAUAUAUUGACUGAAAAUUCCGGAACAUUUACAUUGACUCAAAACAACAAACUCGAAAAUGGGUCCAACUCCGAUUCAGAAAAGUUGGUUGAAAUGGAAGAUACAACUGAAGAUAGUCAUAUCAUUGAGGAAUAUAGUAGUAAUAGCGCCGAUCCUAUAAUUGAGAUUGCUGCAAGUACGCCAACUACAAGCACUUCCAAAGUAACUACCACUACCACAAAUUCGCAAGUGCCACAACCACUUAUUCAAAUAAAAUCAGCUCCAAAAAUUAAAACAAUAAAAAUUAAAUCUCAAUCCAGUUCAGAAACUGAACAAAUCCACCAGUCGAUGUAUACAACACUUGAUCCCACUGCAGAUCCAAUUUCAGUAUUAAAGACUGAGGACACUUUUGUUUCUCUGAAUGCUGCACCAGGCGUUCCCGAAGAUGCCCUAUUUUAUGCCGUUCAGGCAGUUAUUAAUGAAGGCAUGAGUUUACAAAAGGCUGCACAAAAGUAUGACCUUUCUAAAACUGUUCUCUGGCGGAGAGUGCGCAAGCAUCCAAAUUAUAUGAAAACGACUCGAGAAAAUCCAGUGCUUACUAUGGCAUACGAACGUUUAAAAGGGGGAGAUUCACUAAAAAAUAUUAGUCGAGAAUUAGAUAUACCAAUGUCAACAUUACAUAGACACAAGGUACGUUUAGCACAGCAGGGGCGUCUACCAGAUUAUGUUUCCUUUAAAAAACGAGAUGUCAACUCGAAAAUUGAGUUAAAGGACAAAUUAACAAAAGCUCUGCAUGCUUGCGUGCAUGAGGGAAUGUCUCAGAAUCAUGCGGCAAAUUUAUUUGAUAUACCGAAGAGUACGCUAUGGCGUCAUCUGCAAAAACGUGUAGCUGAAGCAGAGCUUUCGCAGAAACUUGAACAAGGACACAUCAAGGAGGAAGUUAUAUUAUCUUAAAACCAGUAUUUAAAAUUUGAUUGUUUCCGAUUUGUAACUUCUUAUUUACAUAAGCAACUAUUCAAUUAGGUUUAUUAUGGUAACCACAUAAUUUCUUUUGUAAUAUAUUUAAUUAACUAUAACUUUUUAACAGUACUUCAGAACAUUCCAAAUUUAUUUCAGAUUUUCUCAUUUCGAAUAUUAAUUAAAUGUCAAUUCGAUUGCUGGUAAAUUAAAACAUCAAAUUAACCAAAGUACAAAAUGAACCAAAUUAGUUUCACAUAUUGCGAAUAGAUUUUGUUUUGAAGUAUCCAAAAAUACAAGAAAAAACAUUUUUUUGGCGAAUAUUACCUUAAGUAAAUUUCUAAUGCUAUAAAAUAAAAUAAAAAUAAAAAAAACAAAUGGGAAUAAAUAAAUUUGGAAUGCUAUUAAAAUAAUUAAAAGCGUCAUCCUCAUUUCGCGUUAUAUGAAACAAGCUAUACAUGCUGGGAAAUAUUCUAUUAAAGGAUUGCUAAUAUUUUCGGCGCUGUCGUAUAUACCUAAAUGGGUCUAUGCGUGACUACCAUUCAGUGUGGCCUGAAUUCCAAACCCACCGCCCGCAUGAAACACCAAAUGAUAGAAAGGACUUUUUUAUCUACAAUGUUUGCUUCUAGGUAGGUAAUGGCAAGCCUCCGAGUGUAUGUUCAGACAUGAAAAGCCAUCUGCUGCUCUAAGGAAGGAUGUACGCGCCAAUUAUAUAAUAUAUACAUACAUAUAUAUGCCAAUAUUUUAAAUGAUAGUUGCAGAGUUUAUCUUACAUUUUAAUAUACAGAUAUGCUGUGCACAAAUGAUAAACUUUACGUCAAAUAUUUUUGAAAGUGAUUUGGAAAUUUUUGCGGUACUGAUAAAAUAAGUGUAUUAUUUUUGUACACAUAUUUUAAGUUCUGUUUAAAAUAAAUAUUAAUUCUCUAUAUAUCUCAUUUACCAAAAAUAGAUGUGUCUAUAUGUAUUCGAUAACUCACAUUACAUAUUUAUGUGUGUAGGUACCUACUUCAGAGAGCAAAAGAAAAAAACCAAAAAAAGCUACUUAUAUAAUUGUGGUCUUCACGCAUAAUUACCGAUCGUGGUAGAAUGCAUAGAGAUAGUAAAAAGUAUUUAUAUAUUUAGGUUUAUGCUUUUUUUGGUUAUAAUAUUAAUUUGUUUUAAUUUUCUUAGCUAUUAUUAAAUACAAGAUGGUGGUUAAGUCUGUUUGA